Rotaria sordida is the source of this 657-nucleotide messenger RNA. NCBI's taxonomy places the organism in Eukaryota, Metazoa, Rotifera, Eurotatoria, Philodinida, Philodinidae. The record is from the annotation of a GenBank genome assembly.
AUGCAACGAACAUGUGAUAAGAAAAAGGAUUGGUUAUCAGUUCAAUAUAGGACACAAACAUAUGGCGAAGUAGACGAAUACAAUGCUUAUAUUGUCAAUUAUGUGAAACCGUGGAUCGAUAAAAAUUAUCGAACAUUAUCUACUGCAAAGCAUACAGUUAUAGCUGGUUCGAGUCACGGAGGAUUAGCAGCAUUUCAUAUGGCUCUAUCACAUCCGACUACUUUUGGUAUUGCUAUUUGUAUGUCAUCAUCAUUUUGGGCUGGAAUUGAUUUUUUACCUGCAUCAACCUUGACUAGAUUAUUGUUUUCAUUGGAAACAUCAGAUUUAAUUCAGAGAUACGAUGAAAUCUUAAAAUCAACUGAUGCUCCGAUAUUAUACAUUGAUUGGGGUUUGUCGAAAGGAUGGCAAAUUCAUAAUUUUAUCAUUGAACAACUUGCUGCUAGUCGAUCGAAUGAGAUGGUGAAAUUAUUGACAGAGAAAUAUGGUUAUAAACGAAUGAAUGUUGAAUCAAUUCAGCACAUAGAUGAGAACGAAAAGAUUUUGUUAACAUGUAUCGAUUCACAUGGUGAACAUGAUGAAAUAUGGUGGGGAAAACGAUUCUUGACUAUUGUCAAUAUUCUUUUCGAUCAUUUUUUGGCAAUUAUAAUAAUUAAUUAG